Molecule: messenger RNA, 1022 nt
Organism: Carassius auratus (goldfish)
Lineage: Eukaryota; Metazoa; Chordata; Actinopteri; Cypriniformes; Cyprinidae
Product: proteasome subunit alpha type-6
Exons: 7
Coding region: 128-868 (246 amino acids)
Biological process (GO): ubiquitin-dependent protein catabolic process
Cellular component (GO): proteasome core complex, alpha-subunit complex; proteasome core complex
Source: RefSeq, a predicted model, not a curated record
CCCGAUCCCCGUCAAACGCGACGCGCUGAACGAAAGAGAAAGUGAAAGUCUUAAAUCGCUUUAUCACCCUCGACAAACUUCUCCGCGCGUCUGAGCUGCUAAACUCCGUCACGCGUGUUCGUUAAGGAUGUCUCGAGGCUCGAACGCGGGGUUUGAUCGACACAUCACUAUAUUCUCACCGGAGGGACGUCUGUAUCAAGUCGAAUAUGCCUUCAAAGCCAUCGGUCAGAGCGGGCUGACCACGGUGGGCAUCAGAGGGACGGACUGCGCCGUGCUGCUCACACAGAAGAAAGUGUCGGACUCGCUCCUGGAUGCGUCGACAAUGACAAACAUGUUUCGUCUCACUCCGCGGAUCGGAUGUGUCAUGACCGGACAUUACGCUGACAGCCGCUCUCAGGUUCAUCGGGCUCGCAUCGAGGCGGCCGAGUGGAAGUAUAAGUUCGGUUAUGACAUCACGGCGGACAUGCUGUGCCGGCGCAUGGCGGACAUCUCUCAGGUGUACACACAGAACGCAGAGAUGAGGCCGCUGGGCUGCAGUAUGAUGCUGAUCGCCAUGGACCCUCAGACGGGCCCCGUGCUGUACAAAUGUGACCCGGCCGGGUACUUCUGCGGUUUCAGGGCCACCAGCGUCGGGGUCAAACACCACGAGGCCAGCAGCUACCUGGAGAAGAAGCUGAAGAAGCAGCCGGAUCUGCCCUACGACCGCACCGUGGAGAUGGCGAUCUCGUGUUUGUCUACUGUGCUGUCAAUGGACUUCAAAAGCACUGAGCUGGAAGUGUCUGUGGUGACCAAAGAAAACCCCAAAUUCAGGACUCUGUCAGAAGCAGAAAUCGAGCAUCACCUGAUGGCGAUCGCUGAGAGAGAGUAACUGUCAGGUUUCUCGUGUUUCUACAGUCCACUGAAGUGUGUGUGUGAUCUAGUUUGACUGUAUCUGGUGUGUCACUGAUGAAUGACACACUCUCAGUCUAUAAAGCAGCACACAGUCCACGAAUCAUCUAAUAAAUCUAUUUUGUCAGUCUGAA